UUUCCCCUCCUUCCUCCCAUAUGAAGUCUGUCCUCCCCUCCGUCUCAUUCCCCUUCGGCAACACUUCUUUCCUUUCUCUUUCUCAUACUUGUCUUCUGUCUGCAUACAAGCUGGCAAAAGGGUGAGGCUUUAGGAGAAAACAUCACCGAGGCCGUCGAACUCACAAGCAUACACACAUUGAUCUCCUAAAAACCGCCGGCGAUAAUUCACAGUUGAGCAAAAUGGUUCAAUCAGCGAUUCUCGGUUUCCCCCGCAUGGGUGUGAACCGUGACCUGAAGAAGGCCACCGAAGCUUACUGGGGCGGCAAGAUCUCGCAGGACGAUCUCCUUGCCGAGGCCAAGAGGCUCAGACUUGCCCACUGGCAGAUCCAGAAGGAUGCCGGUGUCGACAUCAUUCCCAGCAAUGACUUUGCUUUGUACGACCAGGUCCUCUCACACAUCCAGGACUUCGGAGCCGUUCCCGAGAGGUACUCAAGCUCCAAGCUGAACCCCGUCGACGAGUACUUCGCCAUGGGUCGUGGUCACCAGAAGGAUGGUGUCGAUGUUCCCAGCUUGGAGAUGGUCAAGUGGUUCGACUCGAACUACCACUACGUCAAGCCCACUCUCCAGGACAACCAGACCUUCAAGCUGACGGCCAACCCCAAGGCCGUGAACGAGUUCAACGAGGCCAAGGAGGCUGGCAUUAACACCCGCCCGGUCCUCGUUGGUCCCGUUUCUUUCCUCCACCUCGCCAAGGCUGACCGUGGUCAGUCUGUCGACCCCAUCGACCUCCUUGACAAGCUUGUUCCCGUUUACGAGGAGCUCCUCGCCAAGCUCAAGGCCGCUGGUGCCGAGACUGUCCAGAUUGACGAGCCUGUACUCGUCUUUGACCUUCCCGCUAAGGUCAAGGCUGCUUUCAAGCCCACCUAUGAGAAGUUUGCCAGCCUGGGUGACAAGAUCCCACAGCUCGUUUUCGCCACCUACUUUGGCGACAUUGUCCACAACUUGGAUCUCGUCCCCAAGGACAUCUACGCUGUCCACGUGGACCUCGUCAGGAACCCAGAGCAGUUGGAGAGUGUCAUUGGUGCCCUUGGCCCUAAGACCAUUCUCUCUGCUGGUAUCGUCGAUGGCCGUAACAUCUGGAAGACAAACUUCAAGAAGGCCAUUGAGACUGUCGAGAGUGCGAUCCAGAAGCUCGGCAAGGAGCGCGUCAUUGUUGCCACAUCCAGCUCUCUUCUCCACACUCCCCACACACUUGCCAGCGAGAAGAAGCUUGACCCUGAAAUUGCCGACUGGUUCUCAUUUGCCUCGGAGAAGGCUGUUGAGGUUGCCAUCAUCGCCAAGGCCGUCACUGAGGGCCCUGCCUCUGUCCGCGAGCAGCUCGAGGCCAACGCCAAGUCCAUGAACGCUCGCGCCACCUCAAGCAGGACAAACGACCCCAAGGUUAAGGACAGGCAGUCAAAGAUUGUCGAGUCCGACUACAACCGCAAGUCGGAGUUCCCUACCCGUAUCUCGCAGCAGCAGGCCAAGCUCAAGCUUCCUCUCUUCCCCACUACCACUAUCGGAUCCUUCCCCCAGACCCAGACCAUCCGCGCCCAGCGUGCCAAGCUCACCAAGAAGGAGAUUGACGCUGAGCAAUACGCCAAGUUCAUCGAGGAGGAGAUUGAGAACAACGUCAAGAUCCAGGAAGAGCUCGGUCUGGAUGUCUUCGUCCACGGUGAGCCGGAACGUAACGACAUGGUUCAGUUCUUUGGUGAGCGCCUCGACGGUUAUGCCUUCACCACUCACGCCUGGGUUCAGAGCUACGGUUCCCGCUGCGUCCGUCCUCCCAUCAUUGUCGGCGACAUCUCUCGCCCGGCCCCGAUGACCGUGAAGGAGUCGAAGUAUGCAGUUUCGAUCUCAAAGAAGCCCAUGAAGGGUAUGUUGACGGGCCCCGUCACGUGUCUGAGGUGGUCUUUCCCCCGUGACGAUGUCCACCAGUCUGUCCAGGCUGAGCAGCUUGCCCUUGCUCUUCGUGACGAGGUUGUCGAUCUUGAGAAGGCUGGCGUCGACGUCAUCCAGGUCGAUGAGCCUGCUCUCCGUGAGGGUCUGCCCCUUCGCUCUGGAAAGGAGCGCGAUGCUUACCUCCAGUGGGCUGUCAAGGCUUUCAAGCUGUCGACCUGUGGUGUCGAGGAUUCGACUCAGAUCCACUCGCACUUCUGCUACUCUGAGUUCCAGGACUUCUUCCACGCCAUUGCUGCCCUUGACGCCGAUGUUCUGUCCAUCGAGAACAGCAAAUCGGACGCCAAGCUGCUUAAGGUGUUCGUCGACUCGGCCUACCCCCGCCACAUCGGCCCUGGUGUCUACGACAUCCACUCCCCUCGUGUUCCCAGCGAGCAGGAGAUCAGGGACCGCAUCGAGGAGAUGCUUCAGUACCUCAAGCCUGAGCAGCUCUGGAUCGACCCUGACUGCGGCCUGAAGACUCGCCAGUGGAAGGAGACUAAGGAGGCACUGACCAACAUGGUCAACGCCGCCAAGUACUUCCGCGCCAAGUACGCCAAAUAAGCUGCAAGUCGGCUUUUUUCUUUCUCUGAUGUUUUACUCAUUUGGGUUUUCGGCGUUUUGGAGCCCACGCAUUUCCGUGGCAUGACUUGCGGGAUUUGAUGUUCGAUUUCAACAUCGGCGUUUUUUUUUUUUUUCUUUUAUUCUGGGAUAUGAUAUCAAAAGUGCAAGCGAUAAGUCUCCGAAAAACAGGUGUUCGGGUGGGUUAAAAAUUGGUGGUUGGGUUCAUGGGAACGGCGUGAGGAGCAUUCAACAUUUGGCGAGGAAUACCAAAAGGGUUCCGGAGACCUAGAGGGAAAUUUUGUCCAUCAACCGGACUUCCCGAAUCACUCAUACCCCUAUUCUGUUUUCCUUUUAUUUUUCUUUUUUGUUGUUGUACGAGGUUCUUUUGCAUCUUCUUGCAACAUACCAUCAGAUAUAAUGACGGAGUUUGGGGCAGAGAAGUAGUUGACGUCAGUACAGGCUGGCCGUGGCAGGUAGAUAGUCACACUAAGAAUGAAUGAGACCCAAUUCAACUGGGUAAUAGACUGUUUUGGAC
This is a messenger RNA of Pyricularia grisea, 3057 nucleotides long. RefSeq lists its product as uncharacterized. The record is from RefSeq and is a predicted model, not a curated record. Gene Ontology annotation, molecular function: zinc ion binding; 5-methyltetrahydropteroyltriglutamate-homocysteine S-methyltransferase activity. Lineage: Eukaryota; Fungi; Ascomycota; Sordariomycetes; Magnaporthales; Pyriculariaceae. The transcript has 4 exons. The coding region runs from base 222 to 2522 and encodes 766 amino acids.